This is a messenger RNA of Nicotiana tabacum (common tobacco), 452 nucleotides long. NCBI's taxonomy places the organism in Eukaryota, Viridiplantae, Streptophyta, Magnoliopsida, Solanales, Solanaceae. The record is from RefSeq and is a predicted model, not a curated record.
GUUCAUUACUGGUUUCUUUCUUGUUGCCAUCCCUUGGUAUGUUGCUGCAUUUAUCCUGCUCUGCACCAGAUCAGUUGAUCAUCGAGAGAAACCAGGAUAUGUUACAUGCACCAUUGCUCAGGCCUAUAAGGUCAUGGUUUAUAACAUAACUUUGCAAGUUAUUAUAGAAACGGCUGUUCUUGCUACUAUUGCCAUCGUAUUUGGUUUAACAAGGAUAUAAUUGAAAACUGGUGAUCAACUUGUGUGGAGUCAUAUGUGUGCUAGGUAGUUUGAUUAAUGUGCGUGUAAUCAGAAGAUGUCUGUAAAGAAUUGCAUGUUUUAGAUAUAUGAUGAAACCAUCCAAAACUGCCAUGUUUGUGUAAGACGAUGUUGUAAUUAUGAGACUGACUGCUUUAAACAUGGUGCAAGAGUAUGCAUUUGUGCUCGGGGAAAUAAAGUAAAAGUUUGUUGUA